Molecule: messenger RNA, 999 nt
Organism: Aureobasidium pullulans EXF-150
Lineage: Eukaryota; Fungi; Ascomycota; Dothideomycetes; Dothideales; Saccotheciaceae
Product: purine and uridine phosphorylase
Exons: 2
Coding region: 1-999 (332 amino acids)
Biological process (GO): nucleoside metabolic process
Molecular function (GO): catalytic activity
Source: RefSeq, a predicted model, not a curated record
AUGGAAAGGAUUGCGACGUUCUCUCUUCCAAGAGAUCUGAUUUCCGACGACGGACACCAUGCUGUGGAGGGCUACCAGAUCGGCUGGAUCUGCGCUCUGCCGGUCGAAGCUGACCUAGCAGAGCUUAUGCUGGACAAGAUUCACGACGCGAUACCCCUGCCAGCAGAUGACGACAACAUCUACACCUUUGGACAAAUUGAUGUGGAUGGUGAAGGGAGAUUUCAUAACGUAGUCAUUGCUCGACCGCCUGGGGUUGGUACGGGAAGAGCUGCUGCGGCCACGGUCGCCAAUGACAUGCGCCGCACAUUCACAAACCUCAAAUUCUGCCUCAUGGUCGGAAUCGCUAGUGGUAUCUGGAGCCCAGAAGUCGAUGUCCGACUUGGCGAUGUGGUCGUUGGCGCACCCGACGACAACGGACCUGGAGUUGUGCAAUAUGACCAUGGCAAAUACAUGCAAGGAAAAGAUUUUGUGCAUAGAGGGAUCCUGGACAAAGCUCCAAAAGUGUUACGCGCUGCUGUCAGUGUCGCAAAGCAAGUACGCCGGAGAAAAGCGUUUCUUUCUCAUCUUGAUGAUGAGGACGUGAAGGAGCUGGCACCACGUCCCACCGACGACAUUCUCUUCGAGGCUGCUUAUACUCAUCCCGAUGGAGCUCGCUCAUGCGCCGGUUGCGAAGUGCAAAGGAAACAGAAACGACCCGAAAGACGCGAUCUCGUACCACUAGUUCAUUACGCUACUAUUGCUUCAGGCAAUGGCGUUGUUAAGGAUGCCCUCUUUGCAGACGAUGUCCGUCGCAAGCAUGGCAUUCUAUGCUUUGAGAUGGAGGCCGCUGGUCUUUAUAACUUUCCUUGCCUUGUCAUUCGUGGUAUCUCGGAUUAUGCGAAUACGCAUAAGAGCGACGAUUGGUAUGCCUACGCCGCUUCCACCGCCGCAGCAUAUGCCAAAGAACUGCUUAAAGUGGUUCCAUUGACAGCAAUUUCACAACUUCCUUCCAUAGGUUAG